Hermetia illucens (black soldier fly) is the source of this 3438-nucleotide messenger RNA. RefSeq names its product aminopeptidase N. The record is from RefSeq and is a predicted model, not a curated record. Lineage: Eukaryota; Metazoa; Arthropoda; Insecta; Diptera; Stratiomyidae. Gene Ontology annotation, molecular function: zinc ion binding; peptide binding; metalloaminopeptidase activity. Gene Ontology annotation, biological process: peptide catabolic process; proteolysis. Gene Ontology annotation, cellular component: cytoplasm.
AGUAGUAAAUAGCAACACAUAAACAUAUCCACUUUACAUUUAAUUGGAUAAUUUCAGUAGCAAUUCGUCGGAUUAACUCAAUCUUGUAGCACUGAAUUUGAUUUUAGUAAUGUCUCAGUCUGGUGAUAGCGAAUGGUUCAGAAAGACGCGUCGUGCAAUAUCGGUCCUAUAUCCGCUCCCAUAGUGAAACCUAAAAUAUUCAAGUGAAAAAGGAUACUAUCCAAGAAAUAAGAUUGAUUUGUGCAUUGCUGAUCCACUAAAUUCAAAAAACUAGUGUCUGAUGUGCUGAGAGUGAGAUUGAUACUUCCAGAGAAUAACCACAAAACGGAUAUAUUUCUUCGCAAAAAGGACUUGACAUAACAACGACAAGAUGAAGUCAUUAGUGUCGUUCCUAAUUUUGGGAACGACUCUAAUAUUUGCACAAGCAUCUAUUGAUCUGCGUCAGAGAAGAAGUAUUGAUUUGUCGGCCUCACAUGCUCUCAUUCCUGAUGCACGGCUACCAAAAGAUGUUAUCCCAACAAAUUAUAUCAUUAACAUCAGACCAAAUAUGGAGGAAGGGUCUUUCACGGGAAAUAUUAAAAUGAAUUUGAGUUGGAAUGACGAUACAAGGAAAAUUUCACUUCAUGCUCAUUUUGAACUUAACAUUGAAGAUGUUAAAAUUCGCAAAAUUGAUACAAAGAAACAGUCAGAAGCAGAUAGUGGUCCACCAAAUUACUUACCAAUCCAGCGAACAGAUAGAGUGCCAAAGAAAACAGUUUAUGAAAUUUACUUGAAGGAUGCAUUGAAACAAGGAUCACAAUGCGAAUUGGAGAUGUCUUUUACAGGACGGAUUUGGGAAACUACUGAAGGAUUAUUCAAAGGGAACUACAUUGAAAACAGCGGCGAAAAGAAGUACUAUCUGGCAACAUAUAUGAGACCCCAUAAUGCACGGAGACUGUUUCCAUGUUUUGAUGAACCUGGGUUUAAGGUACCAUACACUGUGAGUAUUUCUCGUCCUAGAAACUAUACUACACUUUUCAACACUCCAUUAAACUACACUGAAGAGUUAAAUGAUGAAUCUAACUAUGUCGUGGAUCAUUUUGAAACUACCCCACCUAUGUCAUCAUUCACAUUUGGAUUCAUUAUAUCCCAACUUCAAGAAAUCCCAAUAAAUAGAACAAUUAAUGAAACAGCCAAGCCCUUAAUCAAAAUCUGGGCAAGAACAGAUAUCCAUGAUGGCCUUCAGGAAAUCUUCGAAAAGGUCCUGACAAUUUAUGAUUACCUGGAAGAAUAUUUCGACACAGCUAUUCCAUUGUGCAAGCUAGAUAUUGUAGCGGUUCCUGGAUUGCUUUCAAUGCGGCCUGCGGAUAAUUGGGGCCUGAUUGUUUUCAAGGAAAGUGAGUUUCUCAAGAAGGGUUACUUCGGGCUUACUCAAGAACUCAUUUAUCAAUGGCUGGGUUCUUGGGUAACACCUUAUUGGUGGAGCGAUGCACAUGUGAAUAAGGCUUUGGCAAGCUUUUUGGCCUCUAAUGCUGUAAUAGAUAUCGACCAAGGAACUGAAUUCAAUGGUAAAUAUCCCAUGACCGUAUUAUACUCCCUCUACUAUGAAUUCAGUAAACGUUAUCCCCACUCCCGAAUAACCGGAAUGAAACAAGAGACCACUUCGUUCAAAACAGAAUUGGUAAUGCGGAUGCUCAAUUACACCCUUGGAAAGGAUACAUUCAAAAACGGAAUUCGCAAAUUUAUCGCAGAUCGACAUUUCAGUACAUUCUUUGGAGAUGACCUUUGGGAUGCGCUUACUAAACAAGCUCAUGCAGAUAAGACAUUGUGUCAGGAAACCACAAUCAACGAAAUUGCUGGAUCAUGGAUUACAAAAGACCGACUGCCCGUGAUAUGUGUGCGGCGAAACUACCAAGAGAAGAGCGUGAAAAUUUCACAAAAAGUAUAUUUGAGGGAGCGCCCGCAUGAUGUUCCUGAACAAGAUAAAAUGCUGUGGUGGAUUCCUAUUGUCAUGAUUGCCCAGAACAAUUUGAACUUCGCAAAUUCCCACUCCGUAGCCUGGGUUAAGAAAACAAAAGAUCUGGUACUGCAAGGUAUGCCGGAUCAAGAUCAAUUUAUUAUCAUAAAUCCGGAAGAAAUUGGGCCGUUCCCUGUGAACUACGAUGAGAAGAACUGGAAUCUGUUGGCUGAUUAUUUGCAAACAGAAAACUUGCGGACAAAGAUACCGAUCUUUACAAGAGCUAAACUAUUACAUGAUGCCUGGAAUCUGGCUUAUGCAGGAGAUCAGUUUGCAACCGCCUUCAACAUGACGCUUUUCAUGAGAUACGAGCGCAACCACAUCGCCUGGAACCCAGUUUUCACUUUCAUUGAUCAUAUUGGACGCCAUAUCGACAUGUUCAUCCACAAGAAAUUCGAGACAUAUGUCCGUGUCCUUCUUACCCCCACUCUAUGAAGAAUAGGUCAACCAAUUGAAGGUGAAGAAAGUUGGAAAGUUGACUUGCGUACACUAGCCCGCACUUUCCUUUGUCGCGCUGGAUACAAGCCUUGCAUAGAGGAAGCUCAAGCUGCAUACAAAAAAUGGAUGGAAAGUGAUAAUCCAGACGAAGGCAACCCAGUUCCAAAUCAAUAUAUUUGUCCCGUUUUCAAAUGGGGAACCACAGAGGAAUGGGAAUUUGGAUUGGAUAGAAUUAUUAACUUCCCUCCAAGUCGAGUGCAGAGUGAAAGGACUUAUCUAUUGAAGACACUGGCAGGGUGUCCCGUGCAACCAGAAAAGAUCGAGAGGCUGUUGAACAUUACUAUCCUGGGAAAUGGAAAUUUCACGGAAAAUGACAUAUUCUUGAUUUUCAGUAUGCUGACUGGUGGAUCCAGUGGCUACACUACAUUAUUCAAUUUCUUGUCACAUAAUUGGGAGGCGAUAAGAGAAAGAUUUGAAAACAAAACCAACCUCUGGGACAACUUAAUCAGUUCCGCGACUGGGGUUUUUACAACACAGGAGGGCUACGAUAUGGUAUCUCAACUUUACGUACAACGACAAGGCGAAUUCGGCAGUGCUGAGCACAUCAUUGAGAAAUCCUUGCGAAACAUCAAAGAAGAAACAAAAUGGAGUGAUGAGAAUUUGCCAGUCAUUGAAAAGUGGUUGGACAACUUCCUACAAAGAGUGAACACAUCUGACAACAAAUUUAUGGGAUAGGAAACUAGGAACAGUGGAAAUAUGUGAAUAGAUGAUAAUGUAUAAUAUUUAGGUAGAAAGAAUAAAAGUAAACAUAAGUUUGCUUUAACACAUCAAAUUAAUCCACUCCCUCAAGUCUGCUUCCUUAAAUAAGUUUUCAAAAUGCCUCCGAAUUAUUUAUAGCACAAACGAUAAAUAACACACUAACAUAAUUUUCUCAACUGCUUCAUAUUUUACUUAUUUAAUCCUAAUGUAAUCUGUAGAACCAAAUAAAGAAAACAUCUCUAAUA